Oryza brachyantha (malo sina) is the source of this 1581-nucleotide messenger RNA. Its product is annotated as endoglucanase 21-like. The transcript has 2 exons. Gene Ontology annotation, molecular function: hydrolase activity, hydrolyzing O-glycosyl compounds. The record is from RefSeq and is a predicted model, not a curated record. Lineage: Eukaryota; Viridiplantae; Streptophyta; Magnoliopsida; Poales; Poaceae. Gene Ontology annotation, biological process: carbohydrate metabolic process. Bases 1 to 1581 code for a protein of 526 amino acids.
AUGGCGAGAGGCAUCACGACGGCAAUGCUUGUCUGUGCUGCGGUGGUGGUCGUGCUGCUGCUGCUGCUGCUGCUGCCGCCGACGAUGGCGGCCGGCGGCGGCGUCGGCGGCGGCAAGGGGUUCGACUACAGGAAGGCGCUGCAGAGUGGGUUGCUCUACUUCGAGGCGCAGCGGUCGGGGCACCUGCCGUACAACCAGCGGGUGCGGUGGCGCGGCCACUCGGGGCUCGCCGACGGGCUGCAGCAAGGGGUGGACCUCGUCGGCGGCUACUACGACGCCGGCGACAACGUGAAGUUCGGCCUGCCGAUGGCGUUCACGGUGACGAUGCUGUCGUGGAGCGCCAUCGAGUUCGCGGCGGAGAUCGCGGCCGCCGGCGAGCGGCGGCACGUGCUGGAGGCCAUCAAGUGGGGCAUCGACUACCUGGUGAAGGCGCACACGGCGGCCGACGAGCUGUGGGCCGAGGUCGGCGACGGCGACACCGACCACUACUGCUGGCAGCGCCCCGAGGACAUGACCACCUCGCGCCAGGCCUACAAGGUCGACCGCCACAACCCUGGCUCCGACGUCGCCGGCGAGACCGCCGCCGCCCUCGCCGCCGCCUCCAUCGUCUUCCGCCGCUCCAACCCCCACUACUCCCACCUCCUCCUCCACCACGCCGAGCAGCUGUUCGACUUUGGUGACAAGUACAGGGGCAAGUACGACAGCAGCAUCGGCGAGGUGUGGAGCUACUACGCGUCGGCGAGCGGCUACGGCGACGAGAUGCUGUGGGCGGCUCUGUGGCUGCACCGCGCGACCGGCCGCCGCGGCUACCUCGACUACGCUGUCGCCAUGGCCGACGAGUUCGGCGGCACCGGCUGGGCCAUCACGGAGUUCAGCUGGGACGUCAAGUACGCCGGCCUCCAGAUCCUCGCCGCCAAGGUGCUCAUGGACGGGAAGUACCCCGAGCAGCACCGCGCGACGCUGGAGCAGUACAGGUCCAAGGCGGAGCACUACCUCUGCGCCUGCCUCGGCAAGAACGCCGCCGCCGGCGACAACGUGAACCGCACGGCCGGUGGGCUGCUGUUCGUCCGGCAGUGGAACAACAUGCAGUACGUCACCAACGCCGCCUUCCUCCUCACCGUCUACUCCCGCUACCUGCGGGAUCAGCACUCUGACUCCGGCGAGCUGGUAGUCCGGUGCUCCGGCGGGACGACGGCGAGCGCCGGCGAGCUGGCGGCGCAGGCGCGGGCGCAGGCGGAGUACGUGCUGGGCGCCAACCCGGCCGGGGUGAGCUACAUGGUCGGGUACGGGCGGCGGUUCCCGCGGCGGGUGCACCACCGCGGCGCGUCCAUCGUGUCGCACCGCGCCGACGGGCGGUUCAUCGGGUGCGUGCAGGGGUACGACGACUGGUUCCGCCGCGGCGGCGCCAACCCCAACGUCGUUGUGGGCGCCAUCGUCGGCGGGCCGGACCACCGCGACAGGUUCGUGGACCGCCGCGACAACUACAUGCAGACGGAGGCGUGCACCUACAACACCGCGCCCAUGGUCGGCGUCUUCGCGCAUCUGCACAGCGAGAGCGACGACCGCCACUGCCGAAAGUAG